AUGGCAGACUCCGAGUUGACGCCAAAGUUUGCACCCUUCUUGGGUAUGGCGGGCAUUGCGUUUGCUAUGAUAUUCGGAUGUUUAGGAGCGGCAUAUGGCACAGCGAAGUCAGGCAUCGGUAUUGCCAAUGUGGGAACAUUCAGACCGGACCUCAUCAUGAAGUCWUUGAUCCCGGUUGUCAUGUCGGGUAUCAUCGCAGUGUAUGCACUUGUGGUAGCGGUCUUGAUAGCGGGCAGCAUGAAGCCACCACCAGAGGUGCACUACAGCUUAUAUAAUGGCUGCAUGCAUCUAGCGUGCGGUCUUUCGGUUGGCCUUACCGGGCUGGCCGCUGGCUAUGCUAUUGGAAUAGUGGGAGAUUCGGGUGUACGUGCAUACAUGCAGCAGUCCCGGAUUUUCGUUGGCAUGGUCCUCAUCCUGAUUUUUGGCGAAGUACUUGGUCUUUAUGGCUUGAUUGUCGCUUUGAUUCUGAACACCAGAGCAGCAGGUUGA
Molecule: messenger RNA, 489 nt
Organism: Ramularia collo-cygni
Lineage: Eukaryota; Fungi; Ascomycota; Dothideomycetes; Mycosphaerellales; Mycosphaerellaceae
Product: probable V-type ATPase subunit C` (VMA-11)
Exons: 5
Coding region: 1-489 (162 amino acids)
Biological process (GO): proton transmembrane transport
Cellular component (GO): proton-transporting V-type ATPase, V0 domain
Molecular function (GO): proton-transporting ATPase activity, rotational mechanism
Source: RefSeq, a predicted model, not a curated record